GGGCAACACUGCACAUAAACAAGCGCGCAGUGGAAUUCCGUGGUGUCUCCUGGCGGGUUGCCCACAAUAUAAAACCGUAACCCGGUGAAUUAGACAGUGCAAAAAUGUCACCCAAAUAUACGCACGCAAUUGUCGCCAGAAUUUCAAACGCACUUCAAGAAACGGGCAGCUUUGAUGUCCAAUUGGCGAAACAACAACACGAACAAUACUGCGCUCUAUUAAGAGAAAUCGGACUGGAUGUCAUUGAGCUGCCACCGGAUGAUGCCUUACCCGAGGGCGUCUUCGUGGAGAGCAGCGCCGUCGUCUGCAAUGGAGUCGCUCUCAUUGGACGCUCCGACAAUGCAAAGCGGCGACGGGAGGCGGAGAGCAUGGCCAUAAUAUUGAAAAAGGAGCUGGAUAUUCCAGUGAUUGAGAUUGAUGAUCCCCAUGCCCAAUUGGAUGGCGGGGAUGUCCUCUUCACAGGACGCGAAUUCUUUAUUGGCAUCUCGGCGUUUACGAACGAGGAAGGAGCACGUGCCGUUGCCAUGGCAUAUCCCGAGUAUCCUGUGACACCUAUAAGAGUAAACGGCUCGAAGCGCUUGAAGUACUAUGUUACCAUGGCUGGUCCGGAUGUGCUCUGCGUCAGCAACAGCGCCACCUGCCAGGAGAUUGUGAAGCGCAUGGAACGCGAGGCAAGCUUCACAUAUCAGAAGCUAACGCUGCCCGAGGAGAGUGCUGCCAAUAUGCUGUACAUAAAUGGCACCAUUGUUCACAGAUCACCCGCUGAAAUUCCAGAUGCAUAUAAGACUUUAAAAGAGAAAAUCGACAUUCCAACACGUAACAUUAAUAUAAGCGAAUUUAGCCAAUAUUCCAGCGGUUUAACAUCGGCGUGUCUUUUGCUGCGUCGCUGGAAAUCCAUAAGAAGCAUUUGAAUCUGAGAAAAAAUGAAAAGAUAAGCAAAAUGUAAUGUUUGUUUUCUCAGCUACAUGUUAAGCCUAACAUGUGGCUGAGAAAACGCUACAAACUGCAUGUUAUUUUGUAUCUAAAAAAAAAGAAAAGAAAACACGCACAACGCUGGCAUCAAAAUUGUUAAAUCCACGCGUUUGUCAUGGCAACAGCAAUAAUAUCGUCGAAUAAUUCAUAUUUAUAACCGUUAUUUGUUAAACUUUAAGUGAUAAUGUUAUAGUAUUUAUACACACCCAAAAACACACACUGACACACACACCCACACACUCACACACACACAUCUCUUCGCACACAUUCAAAACGAACUUUUCAAUUUUGUGCUAUGAACUUCAAUUACAUUUCACAUAAUUCAUAUACAUACAUCAUAUUUGAUAUUAAUACAAUUAUGAUAAUACUUUUAUAUAAACGAACUCUCGAUUCAGCGAAAGUUCAGCUAACGAAUGACCUACGAAUUGUAUCUACUUUACAAGUAGCUGUUAAAUGUGUUCACUGUACCCCCAAAAUAAUCAUAAUAAUAAUAAACCAAAACAUUUGUAAUUUCUUUACAAA
Drosophila innubila is the source of this 1494-nucleotide messenger RNA. RefSeq names its product N(G),N(G)-dimethylarginine dimethylaminohydrolase 1. Gene Ontology annotation, biological process: positive regulation of nitric oxide biosynthetic process; arginine metabolic process. The record is from RefSeq and is a predicted model, not a curated record. The transcript has 5 exons. Gene Ontology annotation, molecular function: amino acid binding; dimethylargininase activity. Lineage: Eukaryota; Metazoa; Arthropoda; Insecta; Diptera; Drosophilidae. The coding region runs from base 105 to 911 and encodes 268 amino acids.